Molecule: messenger RNA, 3858 nt
Organism: Tupaia belangeri chinensis (Chinese tree shrew)
Lineage: Eukaryota; Metazoa; Chordata; Mammalia; Scandentia; Tupaiidae
Gene: CSF1R
Product: colony stimulating factor 1 receptor
Exons: 21
Coding region: 191-3100 (969 amino acids)
Biological process (GO): cytokine-mediated signaling pathway; osteoclast differentiation; positive regulation of cell migration
Cellular component (GO): signaling receptor complex; plasma membrane; CSF1-CSF1R complex
Molecular function (GO): cytokine binding; growth factor binding; ATP binding
Source: RefSeq, a predicted model, not a curated record
GGGGAAGAAGGGGAUCAGCUCAAGGAGGAGGAGAAGGAGGAAGAGGAAAACAAGACAAACAGCCAGCGCAGAGGAGAGGAGCGUGUGUCUCGCGGUCUGAUCCCUGUGGGAUUCCUGCAGCCUUGUAACUGGGAACCAGUGCCCUGCUCUCUCCAGCCCUGAAGCAGCCUGCAGCUUCCCCACUGAGGCCAUGGGCCCAGGGUCUCUGCUAGCCCUACUGCUCAUCACGGCAUGGCCUGGUGAGGGGGUCCCAGUGAUAGAGCCCAGUGUCCGUGAGCUGGUGGUGGAGCCAGGCGUAAAGGUGACCCUGCGGUGCGUGGGCAAUGGCAGCGUGGAGUGGGAUGGCCCCAUCUCCCCACACUGGACCCUGGACCCUGACACCCCUAACAGCAUCCUGACCACGAACAACGCCACCUUCCAAAACACGGGGACCUACCGCUGCACUGAAGCUGGAGACCCCCUGGGGGGCAGUGCUGCCAUCCACGUCUACGUCAAAGACCCUGUCCGGCCCUGGAACGUGCUGACACAGGAGGUGACAGUGUUCGAGGGCCAGGAUGCGCUGCUGCCCUGCCUGCUCACCGACCCGGCCCUGGAGGCGGGCGUCUCACUGAAGCGCAUACGUGGCCGGCCCGUCAUGCGCCAAACCAACUACUCCUUCUCCGCUUGGUACGGCUUCACCAUCCACAAGGCCAAGUUCAUUGAGAGCAGCAUGUACCAAUGUAACGCCCUGGUGAACGGCGAGACGCGGUCGUCCAUGGGCAUCCGGCUCACAGUGAAGAAAGUCCUCCCAGGGCCCCCGACCUUGACACUAGAGCCUGCAGAGCUGGUGCGGAUCCAGGGGGAGGCGGCUCAGAUCCUGUGCUCAGCCAGCAAUGUCGACGUACAAUUCGACGUCUUCCUCCAACGCGGAGACACCAAGCUUACAACAGUCUCUCAACAAUCCGACUUCCGCGACAACCGUUACCAUAAAGUGCUGACCCUCAACCUUGAUGACGUGGGCUUCCAGGACGCCGGCAUCUACUCCUGUGUGGCCAGCAAUGCCCUGGGUGACCAUUCCACCUCUAUGAUCUUCCGGGUGGUAGAGAGUGCCUACCUGAACUUGACCUCUGAGCAGAACCUCCUCCAGGAGGUGACCGUGGGUGAGAAGCUCAGCCUCAGAGUCAAGGUGGAGGCCUACCCAAGCCUACAAGGCUUCAAUUGGACCUACCUGGGGCCCUUCUCGGACCACCAGCCCAAGCUCAACUUUGUCACCAGCAAGGACACCUACAGGUACACGUCCACCCUGUCCCUGCCCCGCCUGAAGCCCUCGGAGGCAGGCCGCUACUCCUUCCUGGCCAGAAACGCAGGGGGCUGGAGUGCUCUGACCUUUGAGCUCACCCUUCGAUACCUCCCCGAGGUGAGUGUCACAUGGACACCCACCAACGGCUCUUACUCUCUAUUCUGUGAGGCCUCCGGGUACCCCCAGCCCAAUGUGACGUGGCUGCAGUGCAGAGGCCACGUUGACAGGUGUGAUGAGGCCCAAGUGCUGCAGGUCUGGGAAGAUGGGUACCCCGAGGUCCUGAGCCAGGAGCCCUUCCAGAAGGUGAUCGUCCAGAGCCAACUGACCGUCAAGACUUUUGAGCACAACACGACCUACGAGUGCAGGGCCCACAACAGCGUGGGCAACAGUUCCCGCUCCUUCAGGCCCUUCCCUGUAGGAGCCCACACGCAGCUCCCCGAGGAGGCACUCUUCACGCCAGUGGUGGUCGCCUGCUUGUCCGUCAUGGCCUUGCUGCUGCUCCUGCUCUUGCUGCUGUUGUACAAGUACAAGCAGAAGCCCAAGUACCAGGUGCGCUGGAAGAUCAUCGAGAGCUACGAGGGCAACAGUUACACCUUCAUCGACCCCACCCAGCUGCCCUACAAUGAGAAGUGGGAGUUCCCCCGAAACAACCUGCAGUUUGGUAAGACCCUUGGAGCUGGUGCCUUUGGGAAGGUAGUGGAGGCCACCGCCUUCGGUCUGGGCAAGGAGGAUGCUGUCCUGAAGGUGGCUGUGAAGAUGCUGAAGUCUACAGCACACGCGGACGAGAAGGAGGCCCUCAUGUCGGAGCUGAAGAUCAUGAGCCACCUGGGCCAGCACGAGAACAUAGUCAACCUUCUGGGAGCCUGCACCCACGGAGGCCCUGUCCUGGUCAUCACCGAGUACUGCUGCUAUGGCGACCUGCUCAACUUCCUGAGGAGGAAGGCUGAGGCCAUGCUGGAGCCCAGUCUGAGUCCAGGCCCUGACCCUGUGGGAGACGCUGGCUACAAGAACAUCCACCUGGAGAAGAAAUACGUCCGCAGGGACAGCGGCUUCUCCAGCCAGGGUGUGGACACCUAUGUGGAGAUGAGGCCCGUGUCCACGUCUUCCAACGACUCCUUUUCUGAGCAAGACCUGGACAAGGAGGACAGCCGGCCACUAGAGCUCCGGGACCUGCUCCACUUCUCCAGCCAAGUGGCCCAGGGCAUGGCCUUCCUCGCAUCCAAGAAUUGCAUCCACCGGGACGUGGCAGCUCGGAAUGUGCUGUUGACCAGUGGGCGUGUGGCUAAGAUUGGGGACUUCGGGCUGGCUAGGGACAUCAUGAAUGACUCCAACUACAUCGUCAAGGGCAAUGCCCCCCUGCCUGUCAAGUGGAUGGCCCCGGAGAGCAUCUUCGACUGUGUCUACACGGUUCAGAGUGACGUCUGGUCCUACGGCAUCCUCCUCUGGGAGAUCUUCUCACUCGGGCUGAACCCCUACCCUGGCAUCCUGGUGAACAGCAAGUUCUACAAACUGGUGAAGGAUGGAUACCAGAUGGCCCAGCCUGCGUUUGCCCCAAAGAACAUAUAUGGCAUCAUGCAGGCCUGCUGGGCCCUGGAGCCCACUCACAGACCCACCUUCCAGCAGAUCUGCACCCUCCUCCAGGAGCAGGACCGAGCGGCCAGGAGAGAGCAGGACUAUGCCAACCUGACCAGCAGCAGUAGCAGCGGUGGCGGCAGCAGCAGUGAGCCAGAGGAGGAGAGCUCUAGCGAGCAGCUGGCCUGCUGUGAGCAAGGGGACAUCGCCCAGCCCCUGCUGCAGCCCAACAACUACCAGUUCUGCUAAGGGGCGGAGCCGGAGCACGGCCUCUCCCCUCCUCCAGUCUCCAUUCCACGGGGGAGCACACUACCUGCCCGUGGUUGGUUCACUCAACAGCUCGGCCCAGCUCUGAAACAUGGGAAUGUGAGGGAGCCAGGGAGGCCAGAGGACCCCACUCCCCAAGUCUGGGCCAUCACUGCCGUAAUGGGGCUGGGCUGAGCCUGCCCCGUCCCCCCGUCCGCCCGUUGUCCUCAUGGGGUUGGCCCGUGUUUGCUAUGUCGACUGGCAGAGCCCCUCAGCUCACUCCCUCGACCUUGUUCCCACUUCCAAGCACCCCCUUUGCCGAUCCUCUUGUGUCUCUAAGGAAAUGGACUGGUUUUGUGCCUACGAGGUCCCCCAAACUGCCCUGAUACUGAGAAAGCCAAAUGUGCCGGGGCUAGACGGUGCUCCUAGGCAGUGACAGGAUCACCUCCUGAGUGGAGGAGGAGCUCCCGGACUGCUCUCAGCUCCAGCCCUUGGAGCAAGGCUCCUCUGUGAGGCCCUCACCUCUGCCCCCAAGGUCGUCUUGUCUCAACUCCCCACCCCGGUCUGGUCCUGCUAUUAUGAGCCAAAUGGCAGCUAUGUCAGGACUGUUCUGCCUGGUUUCCGUCAUUCUGGCUGGAAGGCGGGGACCCUGGUGUGUGGCUGGCCACACCAGCAAGCACACGCUCCCCCAGCUGACUCAUGAUGACUAACGGUCACGCCGCAGGACGUCUCGUCAACAUUAAACUAACAGCUCUAACACA